AUGUCAGGCAUAGUAGCAUUAAUUCUUCAUAGGCGAGUCCGCAACCACGAAAAAGAGAAGCUACGGAUGCAAACAAUGAUCCGAAACAAACGGUUUCGCGAUUUGUCGAAUCCGUAUGAGGACCCAAACUUCCAUUCGACUUACCGACUCACCCUGGACUUGGCCUUGGCUGUUGUGAAUGAUUUAAAGCCUGUUUGGCAACAACAUCAAUAUUCAAGCUCACUUCCUGUAGAACUAAAGUUCCUCUGCGCGUUACAUUUUUUCGCACAUGGCUCCUAUCCAAAAAGUUUAACAAAGGAUGUGGACUUCAAAGUAAGCCAGCCUACUUCCAGCAGAGCCAUUAGAGAGGCAGUGGCCGCACUAAAUCAGCCUCAAAUAAUCAAAAAAUGGAUUAAUUUUCCAAGUCGUCCUCAAAUGGAAGCAACUGUUUUAAGAAAUUACCAAAAAUUCGGAAUUCCUGGAGUAUUGGGCUAUAUUGAUGGCACACAUAUAAAACUUAAGAAGCCAACACAACAUGAAGAACUUUAUGUAAAUAGAAAGGGUGAACACACCCUUAAUGCACAAAUGGUGAUUCCGGAUAUCCCUUGGAGCCAUGGCUCCUCACACCGAUUCUUAAUGCUGAAGAAAACACACCUCAAAGUCGAUAUACCAAUACCCAUAUAA
This is a messenger RNA of Parnassius apollo (apollo), 663 nucleotides long. NCBI's taxonomy places the organism in Eukaryota, Metazoa, Arthropoda, Insecta, Lepidoptera, Papilionidae. The record is from the annotation of a GenBank genome assembly.